UUCCGAUGGAGCGCUCCAACGCAGCAAAGGAUGCCGGAAAAUCAAUUCCAAAUGUCUCAAAUAAUGAAAAUGGAAAUACUAAACAGGCUAAACUUUUAAGACAAGCUUCUGCAACCCUUGGAAGUGGAAAUUUACGGGAUAUAAUUCUUUUGCCUUAUGGAGAGGAUGAAAAUGAAUGGAUUGCUGCUAAUAGUUUGUCUUUAAAUAUUUUCAAUUUUCUAAAUUUUUUAGUUUCCGAUUUUUUUCGACAAGUUUCAAUGCUUUAUGGAAUGAUUUCUGAACAUUGUUCUGAUGAAACAUGUCCUCGGAUGAUCGCUGGGGAAGAUUAUGAAUAUUUUUGGUCAGACAGUAAAGGAGCAAUAAUGGAACCAUGCCCAGCCAAUGUGUAUAUUGAUUAUAUGUUAAGUUGGGUACAAGAAGAGUUGGACGAUGAAAAUGUUUUUCCUUCACAAAUUGGUUUGGAUUUUGAAUCAAUUAGGUUUUUUAUUCCGCCGGGGCUUUUAGUUUUUGACCCAUGUGAUCGAAAGCAGGCCGAUAAAUUAGAAUGA
Meloidogyne enterolobii is the source of this 548-nucleotide messenger RNA. NCBI's taxonomy places the organism in Eukaryota, Metazoa, Nematoda, Chromadorea, Rhabditida, Meloidogynidae. The record is from the annotation of a GenBank genome assembly.